Torulaspora globosa is the source of this 651-nucleotide messenger RNA. RefSeq names its product Scp1p (gene SCP1). The transcript has a single exon. The record is from RefSeq and is a predicted model, not a curated record. Bases 1 to 651 code for a protein of 216 amino acids. Lineage: Eukaryota; Fungi; Ascomycota; Saccharomycetes; Saccharomycetales; Saccharomycetaceae. Gene Ontology annotation, molecular function: protein binding.
AUGUACCACUUACUCAAGACGCUUAACGUAUUUGCUUGUUCCGAGGGGCUGAUGAGCUACGGGACGGCUGCCGAUGUUACGUCACUAGACGAGGACUUGAAGUUGCUGCGUGAGCGUAAGUUCUCUCAGGAGUCCAUUGAGGAUAUCAAACGCUGGGUUUUUCAGUCAGUUCUAGAGGACCAGCAGCCAGCACAGUCGCUGCUCGAGAGUCUCAAGGACGGUACCGUCCUGUGUAGGCUGGCCAACCGAUUGUACAUCGCUGAUGUCGGGGAUGGAAGAGAACUAAUCAAAUGGAGAAAGUCGACUAUGCCGUUUGUGCAAAUGGAGCAGAUAUCGCAGUUCUUGGGCUUUGCGCGGUCCUAUGGGGUGCCCGAGGACGAACUGUUCCAGACAGUCGAUCUGUUCGAGGAGAAGGAUCCCGCGAUAGUAUAUCAGACGUUGAAGUCGCUGUCGAGAUAUGCAAACAAGAAGCAUCCGCAGAAAUUUGUCGUCUUGGGACCGCAGUUGGCGACCAAGAGGCCUCGUCCGCCAGUCAAGCAGAAACCUAGCCACCUGCAGACCGGUUGGAGUACCACGGAGUACGGAUACAUGGGCGGAGCUUCGCAGAGCACAGAGAAAGUCGUGUUUGGUCAAAGAAGAGACAUCAAGUGA